Messenger RNA from Verticillium alfalfae VaMs.102, 1176 nucleotides. RefSeq lists its product as hypothetical. The coding region runs from base 1 to 1176 and encodes 391 amino acids. The record is from RefSeq and is a predicted model, not a curated record. The transcript has 4 exons. NCBI's taxonomy places the organism in Eukaryota, Fungi, Ascomycota, Sordariomycetes, Glomerellales, Plectosphaerellaceae.
AUGCCAGCGCGGAAAAGAGCAGCGGCCUCGCCGCCCGAAGACGAACCUCGUAGACGACCGCGACGGACUACGAGUACGCCCAAGACGAGCGCGUAUUUCGAUGACGAGAGCGACGAGAGCGCUGAUUUCAAGGCAGACGAUUUGUCCGAGGACGAAGAAGACGAAGAAGACGAGGAGAUUGAGCAUGAGCCGCCAAAGCGCGGGCGCGGACGGCCCCCUACGAAGACCAAGGCCAAGGCCAAAUCGCCCAUCGUAAAGCGGAACGGGACAAAACUGAAAAAGGGCAAGAAGAGCAAGGAAGAGGAGGAAGAAGACGUGGACGAAUACAAGGAGAAGGAAAGUUCAGAGGAGGAAGAUGACGAGGAUGAGGACGACGACGACGAUGCGGCUCCGCGCGUGACGAUUACGAAACUGAUCGGCCUGCGGCCUCUAGACGGGGUCGAGUACGCCGACACAAAGCUGCACAAGAACACGCUCGCCUUCCUCCAGGAUCUGCGAGCGAACAACACGAGGCCCUGGCUGAAAUCCCACGACGGCGAAUACCGCCGCGCCCUCACCGACUUCAACACCUUCAUCGAGGCGCUGACGCCGCUCGUCUCCGAGGCUGACGAAACGGUCCCCGAGCUGCCGCUGCGCGACCUCACGUUCCGCAUCCACCGCGACAUGCGCUUCAGCAAGAACCCGACGCCCUACAAGCCCCAUUUUGGCGCCGCCUGGUCGCGCACCGGGCGCAAGGGCCCCUACGCCUGCUACUACCUCCACGUCGAGCCCGGCAGCGCCUUUCUCGGCGGGGGCCUGUGGUGUCCGCCCGCCGAACAGCGGAUGUAUCUCGAGGGCAAGGGCAAGGGCAAGGGAGACGAGGAGGCGGUGGAUGCGUUUUGCCAGGGCAAUCAGGAGAAUGCGCUCAAAACGAAACCAAAGGGCUGGGAGGCAGACCAUCGUGACAUUGGGCUCCUCAAGCUGAGGAGCUACACGGUGGGGGCCAAGAUUGAGGACGGGCUCUUCGCGCGGGAGGACGCGCAGGAGAGGCUGAAGGACAUGGUCGUGGCGAUGGAGCCUUUCGUGAGUACCCGUUGCACACUGCGAUUGUACAUUGUCUUUGCUGACUCGCCAGGUUACCUUUCUCAAUCGCAUAGUCAUGCCGGACCCUGGGGAUACGAGCGACGAAGAGGAUGA